GUUAUGUCAGUGCUAAGUUUUGGUCGGCCAGGCAACUGUGACUGGACGCCGCUGAGAAAGCGACCGAGGGAAGUUUGGAUCGGCGUGGAUCGUCGCGGGGAGAGAGGAUGAGUCACCCCGUCUGAGGAAGCUUCACCCUGCAACCACUGUUGGGCAGAGCGCUGAAACGUUUCAACUCGCGCGUCUCGGUGAAGUGGGAAGAAACAAAGCGUCGUGAGAUACGGGAGAAUUCGUGACGCGCGAUUACCAUGGAAACAGCAUCGCUUCUGCGCUGAGGGGAGUCUGCGUUCACCUCGUCGCUGGGCUCUGACACUGCCUUUCGGAUAGUUGUCUGCGAUCACUUGUUAUAGAGACAUUCAUUAAAACAGGUGAGAAUGCCAGAGAUUCAACGAGAGAAACGGUUCCACAACUUAACCCUUGAGCAGCUUCACGCUCUGCACAAAGUCCUGACCGAGGUGAUCCCAAUCCAUGGACGUGGCAACUUUCCGACACUCCAGGUGAGAGCUAAAGAUAUAAUUCGUCUGGUGAAGGAUCGCCUCAUGGAGCGAGACAUCCAUGUGAAAGACAUCCGUCUCAACGGUGCCACCGCCAGCCACGUCCUCGUGAGGGACAGUGGUCUCAGCUCGGGAGACUUAGACAUCAUUUUCGGAGUAGAGCUUCCCCGGCAGGAGGAUUUCCAGGUCAUCAAAGAGGUCGUGCUCAGCAGCCUGAGGGACCUGCUGCCUUGUGGUGUCAACCGCCGGAAGAUUACUUGCCUGACCAUGAAGGAGGCGUACGUACAGAAGAUGGUCAAAGUUUUCAAUGAGCACGACAAGUGGAGUCUCAUCUCUCUGUCAAACAACCGUGCUAAAACCGUGGCGCUAAGGUUCGUCAGCACCCUCCGCAGGCAGUUUGAGUUCAGUGUGGAUUCUUUCCAAAUUAUCCUGAAUCGUAUGCUGGAGUCCUACUGGGAGUCUGAGAGGAGACAAAUCAGAGGUUUGUCCUUAAAUUCUCAAAAUGAUUCACAAAGGAAUAAUGAUGACAAAAAGCACCAGCACUCAAAGGACACUCAGGUUUCUGAAGAAACCAAGGAGGAGGCUUCCAAGGAGAGAGUUGACGAGACAGAGAAAGUGCUUGAAGAUGAAGAAGUGGAGCGUGAACAUGGAAAUAAAGAGGAGGCUUCAGACCCUGAAGAUAUUAGCUCAAAGCUUACAUCCAAGUCAGACGUGGUGGAAGAGCAGUCAGAGAAAAUUGUUUUUGAGGUUUGCCGGGAGGAGAAAGGACAGUUUAAUGAGCGCUAUCUUUUAGUUUCAAAUGCAAACCCUUUAUUUACAGAUUCAAUGAUGAAGAAAGUCAGUCUGAAGCUUGAGGGAACAGAAGACUCGGACUCUUCACAAGUGCCCAUCGGAGAGCAAACGGAGGCUUCACAGCAAGAAGGUGGCGGUGAAGAACAAGCCAAGUUCUCUUCAACUUGCAAGACUGAAACUGACACCUGUCUGCAAGAUCUUGAUAGUCUUGAGUUUUCUUCUCCUCCACCAGCGAAGAAGACCUGCACCACAUCACAUAAGGUCAUCCCAGGCCGCUGUCCCUCUCCCAAACUGCAACGGAAAAUGUCACGGAAGUGCAUCAUUAAACCACAGGCACUGGAGAAAUGGUCUUUACUGAGCGACCUGUCCGACCUCACCACGCAGAUGUUUCCUCCAAUAGAUGUACCCAAACAACUUCAACCAAAGCCUUCCUCAGUGGACCCCCCUCAGAAUAGCUCGGACCUCAGCCAGGAGGACUCAUUGGAUGUUCCUAAAAUUUCAAGCAUUCCAAAUGGGACAGCAUUAAAUGUCACCACCCAGCCACAGGGUAAGAUGAGGUCCGCGAAGGGGCUGGAAGAGUCAGUCCGACAUUCUCAAUGCGACGUCCCGGACUUGACUGAGAGUGUGAUGAAUGGCUGCGGGUCAAGCUCCUGGGCUGAGGUGGCAGAGGUGUCUGCAAUCACUGUUGAAGCUGAGUGCAUGUAUGGGGACUUCGACCAGGCGAUGGACCACCUUCGCCACCGCCUCAUUGCCACCCACCACCCAGAGGAGAUCCGAGGAGGGGGCCUUCUGAAAUACAGUGACCUGCUGGUAAGGAACUUCAGGCCAGCCAGUGAGACAGAAAUCAAGUCUCUGGAGCGGUACAUGUGCUCCCGCUUCUUCAUAGACUUCCCAGACGUGGGCGAGCAGCAGCGGAAGAUCGAGGCCUAUCUGCAGUGUCACUUCACAGGCAGUGAGGAGGCCAGCAAGUACGACUACCUGAUGACUCUACGGCGCGUGAUUGACGAAAGCACCGUGUGCUUGAUGGGACAUGAGCGGAGGCAAACGCUGAACAUGAUCACGGUCCUGGCUCUGAGGGUACUGGGCGAGCAGAACGCCAUCCCCAACACUGCCAACGUCACCUGCUUCUACCAGCCGGCACCAUAUGUGUCAGAGCCCAUCUACAGCAGCUUCUUCGUGAGCCAGCCACAACCCCCGCUGGUCUACCACCCGUACCCUCUCCAUGUCCACAUGCAGACUGGCCUGGUGUAGCUGCUCUGGCACGCCCUCCCGGUGGCAUCAAGGCAAGUUUCAGCACAGUGCUCUGGCAACCCUGACGCCCUUAUAUAAGCAGGAGACCACAGACCAGUUUUGCUGAAUGCUUUAAAACCCCUCCUGCUCGCAGCAUGAAAGAGCCCUUUGGUGGUCUUGGACGGGAAGCAUGUCCCCCGACUUCCCAGACAGCUCAGACAGAACUAAUCGAGAAACUUCGUCCAAUGAUGUGACGCCCUGCUCUGUUCCUGUUGACGAGAAUCCUCUAUUGUGUUCCUUCUGUUUUACAGCCUAUUCUUAGCAUUAUAUCACUAGAUUAUAAUCUAGCAACGUGACCUGUGCUAUCUAUAUACGGUGAUAUCAAAGUUGUGUAGACUUGAAUGGUGAUUACCGCGUUGAUAUUUUGUGAAUAUGUGGUGUCCUACUGAAACACACAUACUGUGGUAGUUUGUGAUUAGGAUUGUGUUUGUAAACCUGAAAUACUGCUUACUAGAGUUACAGUGGCAGAUUGGCUCAUGUGCAACUUGAUAGUACAAGUGUCGUUCUGAAGGAAAAUCUGAAAAAAAGGUUUUGUUUUUUUUUGUUUUUGUUUUUUUUUUACGAAGAAGAAUUCGAGAACCUGUGUGUGCCUUCGAAUGCUGAGUUAACAGAGUCAUGUGCGGUAGAUGUUUUGGUGUUCAAAAUGAGGCUGAACUUCUUGCAUUCGAAACAAUAACUGUGUUAAACAUCAAGACAUUUCUUUAGAUUCACUUGACCGCUCACCUGUAAUGAAAAACAUUUAGUAUUUAACAAUCAAUUGAAAUGGCUGGAGUGAAAAACAGUAGAACUACUUUAAGGAAACCAAUGAUAGUUUUCCCUUGACAAAUCGAAAAUCUAAAAAUUAAAUAAUUGUAUUAUAUAUUUAGAAUUAUUUUUAAAUAUUAUUAUAUAAUUUUGAGAUUGAUGAAAAUUCAGUGCAAACAUUGUUAAAUAUUCAAUGUUCUCACAAAUCUCACAUUUCGCCUUUACAUUUAGGGAAACCAAGAGCCAACUACAUAUUGAAUUUAAUAACUUUGAAUGACCUCAGGGCACAUAUUUUUCAACAACAUUCAGUCAUUGAAAACUGAAACUUAACUUAAAGAAAAGAAAAGCUGCAAUGCCUCCUUGUAUUGGCUUCACUACACAACCUCUAGCAAUUUGCCAACCUUGCCAAAACAAAUGCAUGUCCACCUGUAAUACAGUUCUUGUCAUUAAAUGGUAAUAAAGUGGGCUGUCAAUAGACACAAUACAAUUUUAGACCUCAAUUAAUUGCUGAGCUGAGUUAACUCGCGAUUAAUGGCAAAUUAGUCACAUAUUUUCUAUCUGUUCUUAAUGUAAUUUAAAUGACGAUUUUAUCAACACAAGAGUGGCCGAUACAUAUUUACAAUGUUAUGCUUUUUGCAUGUUUCUGAGUGUUUUCAGUGCCUCUGAUAUACUUCUUCCUUUAAGUUACAUUUAGAACAGAUACAAAAUGUGUGAUUAAUCAGCCAUUAAUUGUGACUUAACUCAGCUGAUGGGAACAGGGACCGAAGCAUCGGCUUGAUGUUGAGUGUCCAUGUUCACGUUCAAGAGCAUGAUAGUCACAACCUGUGCAUGAUUGUUCUUUUCAAUCAGGUGAGGAAGCAGCACAAAAAUAAUGAGCAUGUUUAGUUGUUAUUAUCAUUUAUUAGUCUAUACUCACCUGGGAAUGUGGCUCAACAGGCAAUUUCACUGAAGAACAAGAAAAUGAUCAAAACCAUAAAAACGUCUUCCAUCGUAUGUUCAGCACGCCAUCAAAAUUUCAGUUACAUUUAAAAAAAAAUACAGACAUUUCUUGACUCAUGAUUCAUGAUACCCAUCAAUAUUUAAUCCCUCCAAAUAUAAUUUUAAAGUUAGUGUAACAAAAGCUGUGGAAGUAAAACUUGUUUUUGAGGCAAAGUGCAUUGUAGAAUUAAAAGCAGUAUGAGCCAAAAAAAGUCUUGAUUUACAAGUGAAAUGUCAAACAACAAAACUACUUCCAUUGAAUAAAAUAAUACUUCCUAAUAAUGAGAGAGUGAUUGUGAAGUCAGGAUACCGCAGCCGAAAACACACAUCCAACACACAUCACCCUCAUUCACAUCAGUUGCUGACAUCACCAAAUGCGCCAUUUUGACAAUAACAUAAUUACUAUAACAAAUCUGUCUUCUUGUUUAGAGUGUUUUCAUGUCUCUAUUUCAACCACUGUGACUGAAGCACAAUGUCAGGUGUCGUCUCGUGAUUUCUAAAAUACUGAGCCCAGAUGUGACACGUGGCUCUUGUGAAGAUGUGCGGUGUUCUUGUGAAAGCCGUGUUUAGAAGUCGUGCUGUUGAUGUGUUUGUGA
This is a messenger RNA of Synchiropus splendidus (mandarinfish), 4894 nucleotides long. RefSeq names its product terminal nucleotidyltransferase 5C-like. The transcript is spliced from 3 exons. Bases 375 to 2537 code for a protein of 720 amino acids. NCBI's taxonomy places the organism in Eukaryota, Metazoa, Chordata, Actinopteri, Syngnathiformes, Callionymidae. The record is from RefSeq and is a predicted model, not a curated record. Gene Ontology annotation, biological process: mRNA stabilization. Gene Ontology annotation, molecular function: RNA binding; poly(A) RNA polymerase activity.